AUGUAUACUUUAGGUGAAAUUAUAUGUGAGGAGUUGCCUGUUGGAAUGUGCUCCUUAUCAGUUGCAUCUUCGGGAAAACGAUGUUUGUUGGAAACUUCUGCAACAGCUGGUGGCACCAUGGAAUACCAAUGCAAGACAUCCGAGGUGAUGGCAAACAACAUGGCUGAAUUGAUCGAGAGUGAUGGCUGCAUAAGUGCUUGUGGGCUUGAUAGGAACUCAGUCGGGAUCUCGUCCGAUUCCCUCCUUGACCCUCAAUUCACCUCAAAGCUUUGCUCACCGGCUUGUUAUCGGAACUGCCUCAACAUUGUUGACCUCUACUACAAUUUGGCUUCGGGAGAAGGAGUGUUUUUGCCAGACUUGUGCGAGGCACAGCGAACCAAUCCACGACAUGCAAUGAGCCAACUUCAGAGUUCUGGUGCAGCGUCUGGUCCGGCCUCUGCUGCUGCUAAUGGUCCUGCCUCUUCUUUUGCUGAAGGUUCCAUGUCUAGUGAAUUGUUUGGAUCCGUCGCUUGUGCUCCAGCUUCAAUGUAA
Molecule: messenger RNA, 531 nt
Organism: Ilex paraguariensis (yerba mate)
Lineage: Eukaryota; Viridiplantae; Streptophyta; Magnoliopsida; Aquifoliales; Aquifoliaceae
Source: the annotation of a GenBank genome assembly